GCAAAUAUUUUAUUUAAUGGAAGCUUGUUUAUCUGAAAAGUACAACAUGGAAAAAGGCCAACAUACUGAGCAGGAGAGCAGAAAGGGCGUUUUGACUAAUGAGGAAAUAGACAAUUUUUUCCAGGGAAAAAAUCUUGAAGACGUCUGUAAAUUGUUCAAAAAGGCAGAUACUGAUGGAAGCGGAGGCUUGGACAUUGAUGAAUUUUAUGAUGUGAUGAAGGAAAUAUGUCCCCAAAUCACCAUGGAAGACGUUGAACUACUGCACAUGAAAAUUGACACAAAUUGUGAUGGAACUGUGGACCUAAAUGAACUGUUGGACUAUUCUUUGAAGAAAGAUGAAAAAACGAAGGAUAUACCUUACAAAAUCUGUGAAUACGCCACUGUGACUUCAAACGGCAUAAUGACUUUGUGGUCGAAUAACUUUGAACCAUUGCAAAAUGUACCCAUUUAUGACAAAGGAAAGGACAGGAUUCCUUAUUCCCAAAUUCCCAAAAUUCAAGGUCGUAAGUUUUAUCCAGAAACUGAAAGUUUCUCAUCACUGCUGGAACAUAAAUGCGACUGCCAUGACACUUUGACGGUUUCUGUUUUCAAUGACAUUUGCAAGCAAGUCAGUUACAUGCCCGAUUUAAAGUCUGUUAUAAAUUCACCAAUCACCAGUGCUCUUUACAACGUCUACAACAAUGAGUUGUAUGUGGCCAACACAAUAAUUGGAAAACGUUUUGGAAGGGGAACUAGCAGGAUCAUAGGAGAAACCAGCAGACCUGUCAUCUAUGAAGCCCCCGUCGGAACCAAGAAAUAUCAUAUGUCCAUGACGUCCCAUAGACAACCUUUAUGCAGUAUGCUCUAUCACACCAAAUACCAACAAGUUAUCUCUGUUUGUCAGAAAGGUCAGCUGAAAGUAUGGGAUAUUUAUAAUGGAAGAGCUCUAAUGAAUUUCAACAUUUCUCCCGAAGACAAAGAAAAAAAAUUAAUUUCGUGUUUCAUUUCCUUCAACGAAACCCAACGCAAACUGAUCACAGUUAUCAACAGGACAGUUAAACAGUGGAACUUUAACAGUGGAGAAUUGCUUGAUGUCUUAAAAGCAUUUCCAGGUGACAUCACCAAAAAAGACACAAUUCUUGUCACAGGAGAUAGCAAAGGAGUAGUUUGUUUGUAUGAUAUUCAGAAAUUUGGCCUUCAAACAACAGUUGAAGAUGAAAAAUUUGAGACAAUGAAUGGGCAGAAAUUCCCCUUACAGUCUCCUCCGCUGUUAGCAUCAUGGGUAGCAGGGCUUUCUGAGUUGGUAAGUGUGGCAUGUGAUCCUGCUGGUAAAAAAAUAAUUACUGCAGAGUUGAACUACAAUGUGAAACUCUGGACAAACACUGGUACCCUUGUAGGCCUCUUUGGGAAAGAUCAAUGGGAAAACAUGACUCCAUUAGAAACAUCAU
Molecule: messenger RNA, 1427 nt
Organism: Cyprinodon tularosa
Lineage: Eukaryota; Metazoa; Chordata; Actinopteri; Cyprinodontiformes; Cyprinodontidae
Exons: 7
Molecular function (GO): protein binding; calcium ion binding
Source: RefSeq, a predicted model, not a curated record